Molecule: messenger RNA, 1744 nt
Organism: Cornus florida
Lineage: Eukaryota; Viridiplantae; Streptophyta; Magnoliopsida; Cornales; Cornaceae
Product: actin-7
Exons: 5
Coding region: 161-1294 (377 amino acids)
Source: RefSeq, a predicted model, not a curated record
UGCUCUCUUUUGUUCUCUCAUUUUGCUUUGGCUUUUACACUAAGAAAGGCGAAUAGAGAGAGAAAAAGUGAGGCAGCCAUCGGAGGUUGGCUUGCUCGAUCUUCGAUCUACUUCCAAUCUUCUCGCCCCUUCCUCUCUGCAAUCAAAAGCUUUAUAAACAAUGGCUGAUGCUGAGGAUAUUCAACCCCUUGUUUGUGACAAUGGAACUGGAAUGGUGAAGGCUGGGUUUGCAGGUGAUGAUGCUCCCAGGGCAGUUUUCCCCAGUAUUGUUGGUCGACCCCGACACACUGGUGUUAUGGUUGGGAUGGGUCAGAAGGAUGCCUAUGUGGGUGAUGAAGCUCAGUCAAAAAGAGGUAUCCUUACCUUGAAAUAUCCUAUUGAACAUGGAAUAGUCAGCAACUGGGAUGACAUGGAAAAGAUCUGGCAUCACACUUUUUACAAUGAGCUUCGUGUUGCCCCUGAAGAGCACCCUGUGCUUCUCACUGAGGCACCCCUCAAUCCCAAGGCCAACAGAGAAAAGAUGACUCAGAUAAUGUUUGAGACCUUCAAUGUGCCUGCCAUGUAUGUCGCUAUCCAAGCAGUGCUAUCUCUAUAUGCCAGUGGGCGAACAACUGGUAUUGUGCUGGAUUCUGGGGACGGUGUGAGUCAUACCGUGCCCAUCUAUGAAGGCUAUGCCCUCCCCCAUGCCAUUCUCCGGCUGGAUCUUGCUGGCCGUGAUCUAACAGAUGCCCUCAUGAAGAUCCUCACAGAGAGAGGUUACAUGUUCACCACUACAGCAGAACGGGAAAUUGUCCGUGACAUGAAGGAAAAGCUUGCAUACGUUGCCCUUGACUAUGAGCAGGAGCUAGAGACUGCAAAGAGCAGCUCCUCAGUUGAAAAGAACUAUGAGCUUCCUGAUGGGCAAGUCAUCACUAUUGGAGCUGAGAGAUUCCGUUGCCCGGAAGUCCUAUUCCAGCCAUCUUUAAUUGGAAUGGAAGCAGCAGGAAUCCACGAGACAACCUACAACUCCAUAAUGAAGUGUGAUGUUGAUAUCAGGAAGGAUCUUUAUGGCAACAUUGUGCUCAGUGGUGGUUCAACCAUGUUCCCAGGUAUUGCAGACCGCAUGAGCAAGGAAAUUACUGCUCUUGCUCCCAGCAGCAUGAAGAUCAAGGUGGUGGCACCGCCCGAGAGAAAGUACAGUGUCUGGAUUGGAGGAUCAAUCCUUGCAUCCCUCAGCACCUUCCAACAAAUGUGGAUUUCCAAGGGAGAAUAUGACGAGUCGGGUCCAUCCAUUGUCCACAGGAAGUGCUUCUAAGUUCUAUUAUUUGCUUUGAUGGGUGAGUUCUCGCUUUUCCCCUUUAGUUGGCUUUUUGUGUUAUAUGUCAUUUGAACUCGGUCUGGUUGAAGUGUUGAGGCUGGGUUAUGAAGGGAGGGCAUGAUAUGAUCGUGAUAUAUCAUAGGUAUUCAUCUGAGGUAGUUCACAUUCAUAUUUCUGUGCCCUGGAUGCUGAAAUGCAGCUGCUCUCCUUGCCUGGCAUUAACUGUGGUUCAACCUUUGCUCUUUUUAGUAGGAUGGAUGUUUGUAGCUGGAGAGUGAUUGCGAUGCUUUUCAUUUUAUUUUUUUGGUUAUUUUGAUAUUUGAAGGUUCUUUUUUUCCUGGGAACAAUUAUGUCGAUAUUUAUUGUAUGAGAAAUUUUAUGUUAGAGUCAGUUUGUGGUCAUAAACUCUUUAUGGUAAACUAUAUUUGAUACUGGGGUUGAAAGCUA